GCCAGUACGUAAAGCGUUGUCGUAUUCUCCUACUUCUGGAGACUCAGGAGCCGCGUGUAGUUUUGUUCCCACCCAAUACCUCCUGUUUGUUCUUUCGGCUGUCAGGUCAUUAAGUACGGCUUGUUGCCUUAAUACGGAGCAGACGAUUCUGCAUAAUAAAUACAUAUAAACAGGGUUUGCAUACAGUUAAGUGCGACAUAGGAUUAAUAUCUAGUGCACUAUGGACGAGUGGCGUUGCAGAAACAUGGAAGGGGUCAGAAACACUCAGCAGCAACAGCUGCAGCAAUGUGAGGAAAAGCUGGGCACCUUGCAAAAAACUGAGAAGAAGUUUAUACUGAGCUAUGUGGGUUGGUCUUCCUUGGACAGGAGGACUACUUUACCAAUGUUGCCUUGGUUGCUGGCUGAGAUCCGCAGAAAGAGUGAAAAGCAAGAUAGUGGGUCUACCCCAGCCAGGGAGGUCCUCCUCAUCUUGUCUCCACCGCUUAUUCGUUGUGUCCCUUUAGCUACUAGCAGUAACACUUCAGUGUUCAUAUUUGAACAUAAAGCACAGCAUAUUUCCAGAUUUAUUCACAACAGCCAUGACAUCACCUACUUCGCUUACCUGAUCAGGACUCAGCCAGAUAAUCCUGAAUCCGAGAUGGCAUGCCAUGUCUUCAAAGCUACAGACCACAACCAGGUUCCAGAUGUUAUUAGCAGCAUCCGACAGGUCUCCAAAGCUGCACUGAAGGAGGAUGUUAAACCAAAGCCAGAUAAUGAAGAUGCAUUUUACAAUUCUCAAAAAUUUGAAAUCCUGUACUGUGGCAAGGUUACAGUUUCUCACAAAAAAGCCCCUUCCACGAUUAUUGAUGACUGUAUUGAGAAAUUUACCCAACAUGAACUUGAGCGCCAGCGUCUAAAGCUCCUCAAUGAAGAGCAGUUCGUAACAGAAGAAAAUCUGGACCCCCUGCUAACUGAAACCGGCCCUCCAGAGUCACAUUCAUAUGCAUUGUUUGAGCUAGGUUAUGAUAGCUCUGACUUGCUUACAUCCAGUGGAAGUCAGAGCAGUAUUGGUUUUAAUCGCAGUGCUUUCCCUGAGAGCAUUCUAGAAGACUCUGGCUUUGAUGACCAGCAAGAGUUUCGUAUCAGAUGCAAUAGUGUUGCUUCAGGGAUGCAAAAGAAACUAUCUGAUGCAAGUUUAAAAGGCCAGUCUCGUCGACGGCAUGCUAGUGCACCAAGUCAUGUGCAGCCAUCGGAUUCUGACAAAAACAGAACCAUGUUAUUUCAGGUGGGCCGAUUUGAAAUAAACCUCAUCAGUCCUGACACCAAGUCUGUUGUCCUUGAAAAGAAUUUCAAAGACAUAUCCUCUUGUUCUCAGGGUAUAAAGCAUAUGGAUCAUUUUGGAUUCAUCUGUCGUGAAUCUAUCGAACCUGGAGUAAAUCAGUAUGUGUGUUAUGUAUUCCAGUGUGCGAAUGAGCCAUUGGUUGAUGAAGUGAUGCUGACCCUUAAACAAGCUUUUAGUACAGCUGCUGCUCUCCAGAGUGCUAAGACUCAGAUUAAAUUAUGUGAGGCUUGUCCUAUGCACUCCUUGCACAAACUUUGUGAAAGAAUUGAAGGCCUCUAUCCACCAAGAGCUAAGCUUGUUAUACAGCGCCAUCUAUCCCAGUUAUCAGACAAUGAGCAGGCUGACAUUUUUGAACGUGUUCAGAAAAUGAAGGCCAGUGGUGAUCAGGAAGAGAAUGAGCUGGUUAUGUUACAUUUGCGACAGCUGUGUGAGACCAAGCAAAAGGCACAUGUGCAUCUUGGAGACCCAUCAUCGAAUACCUCAGGUGUUGUGGUCCCAGAAAAUCCAGCAGGCAGUGGCAGGUUUAAGCUUGAUAUUUUGAAAAACAAGGCCAGAAAAUCCUUGACCAGCUCACUGGAAAACAUCUUUUCAAGGGGGGCUAGUCGAAUGCGAGGCCGCCUUGGAAGUAUGGACAGCUUUGAACGCUGCAAUAGCCUGACAUCUGAUCGGGAUUAUUCACCAGGAGACUCUCCACCAGGCACGCCACCAGCGUCCCCUAUUUCGUCACUUACACAGUCAUUCCCAGAAGAAGAUCCUGACUCUCCGCAGUUCCGAAGACGUGCACACACGUUCAGCCACCCGCCUUCCAGUGCUAAAAAGAAAAUCAAUUUCACAGAUGCAAAAUCUCAGAGCAUCUCCCGGUCACCUGUUUUCAGACAGAAUUCUGCAACUUCAGAGAUACCUCAGAGCAGUCCCAUUAAUAUUGCAAGACACAGCUUUGCAGGGAAUGAAUCCUCUUCCUCCAGUCUCCCUACAUCCUUGUCUGCCCCUUCUUUCCUGACCAAAUUUUAUCAAAGUUCUGGAAGACUGCUGCAGCAGUCGGAAACUACAGGCUUGAAGAGCGAUGGUGAAGGCAGAAGGAGGACAUUCUCUGGCUGUAGCAAUGACUCAUUAAGCACUGGAGGAGUCUGUCUAACUCCUCGCCACAUUUCGUGGCGGCAGCGGAUUUUCCUGCGAGUGGCUUCACCUAUGAAAAAGUCUCCAGCAACCAUGCAGCAUAAAGAUCGACUUGAUGGAAAUGAGUUGUUGCCACUGUCUCCUCUUGCUGCAGCUAUUCAAGAAGACCCGCUGGCCUCCAUGUUGGAACCAGAUGAUUUUCCAGAUGGGAUCAUAAGGAAGAAAACAAGUGGUGAAAUAAGAAGUUUAUGGCGAAAAGCCAUUCAUCAACAAAUUCUUUUGCUUAGAAUGGAGAAGGAGAACCAAAGGCUAGAAGAAGCAAGCAGGGAUGAAUUACAGAGCAGAAAAAUUAAGCUGGACUAUGACGAACUGGUUAUGUGCCAAAAAGAUAUGUUACCUGUAUGGGAUAAGAAGAUACGGACCUGUGCAAAAGUUAGGUGUGACACUGAGGAGCUGUACACUGCUCUUAAAGAUGGAGUACCAAAGAGUCGUCGUGGUGAAAUUUGGCAGUUUCUGGCUGCUCAGUAUCGCCUUAGGCAUCGUCUGCCAAAUAAACAGCAACCACCAGACAUUCCGUACAAAGACUUGUUAAAACAGCUGACAGCUCAACAGCAUGCCAUCCUGGUUGAUCUAGGUCGGACAUUCCCCACUCACCCAUACUUCUCUGCUCAGCUGGGUGCAGGACAAUUGUCCCUUUUUAACCUCCUAAAAGCCUACUCUUUGCUGGAUGAGGAAGUAGGUUACUGCCAGGGCAUUAGUUUUGUGGCUGGAGUCCUUCUGCUUCACAUGAGUGAGGAGCAGGCCUUUGAAAUGCUAAAGUUCCUCAUGUACGAUCUGGGAUUCCGUAAACAAUACAGACCUGACAUGAUGUCUCUUCAGAUUCAGAUGUAUCAGCUAUCCAGGCUUCUCCACGACUACCACAGAAACCUGUACAGUCACUUGGAAGAAAAUGAGAUUAGUCCGAGCCUUUAUGCCGCUCCCUGGUUUCUCACGUUGUUGGCAUCACAGUUCCCACUUGGAUUUGUAGCUAGAGUAUUUGAUAUAAUCUUCCUUCAAGGGACUGAAGUAAUAUUUAAAGUGGCACUGAGCCUGCUUAGUAACCAUGAAGUGCUUAUAAUGGAAUGUGAUAGCUUUGAGACAAUUGUGGAUUUCUUAAAAAACACAAUACCAGACAUGACAAAGUCACAGAUGGAAAAGAUUAUUACACAGGUCUUUGAGAUGGAAAUCUCGAAACAGCUUCAUGCCUAUGAGGUUGAAUACCAUGUACUGCAAGAUGAGAUGCUGGAAGCCACAAGUGUGUCUGAUGAUAUGGAGAGACUGGAGAGACUUGAAAGGGCAAACAGCCAAUUGAAGAGGCAAAACAUGGAUCUUUUGGAGAAACUGCAGGUUGCUCGAGCCAAAGUCCAGAAUUUGGAAUGCAAUAUGGAGACCAUUCUAACCAGAGAAAACAAAGCAAAGCACUUGAUACGAACGCUGGAGCAGGAGAAGGCCACAUAUCAAAGAACUGUCGAGUAUAUGCGUAAAUAUUUGUCUGUUGAACAGCUUUCAGAAUGCGAGUUGUUUCUGAGGGAAACCAGCUACAGUUUGAACAGUAAAACAAAGCCAGUAAAUAAAAAAACAUAGACAUUAUGAACCACAGAACAAGAGGCAAUGCCAAGUAAAGUAGCUAGGAAGAAUAUUACCAGUGCACUCUGGGCGAGCCUUUGGCAAACAGUGGCUUUUGGUGUUUCGGUUCAUUGGCAUUCUGGUCCAGGAAGAACAGUAACCCAGUGUUGAACUUUUGUGAUAUCUUUAUGCAAAGCCCUACCUUCUUAUAAUUAUUUUCACAAAGAGCAUCAGGCUCAGUGUUGUGCUUUCCUAUUUCUUGGAAAGGAAAUCAGAAAUGCUGCAAAAUAUUGCUGUAUACAGAACUUGAAACAGGUAUAGGGGAGAACAGAAAAACAUGAAUCCUCAUUUUAUGGAAAACCUAAGUAUUUUUUUAUGGGUUACUUUGAUCUAAUAUAAAACCUCAUUAAUCAGAGACAAUGUGAUGGCAAAUUUAAAUUCUGGUAUGCAGUUUCAAAUGUUUUGUGUCUUUGUGGCAAAAUGAGGAUAUGUUUUUUCAGAUGUAUAUUUCAAACUAUACUUGAAAACAAAAUGAAUGUAACUGUUGCCUCCAAAGAAACAGCAUGUUUCAUACAUUUUUGUUCAAGAAACUCUAUGUAGAUCAUACAUGUUUGUGACUGUUUUUAUUGACAUUUUAGGGAAUAUAUCAUGUGACUGUGAUGUACAAACCUGAAGUGUCUUGCACUCCCUAAGUUGUGCCUAUGAGAAGUCUAAUUAUUUUGCAUGUUGCUGACAAGGUACUAUUUUUGAAGCAUGAAGAACAUUAAUUGUUCAGAGUGCUCAAAAUUAUUACAGAUUGUAUGAUGGUAGGGGAUGAGCUUUGUUCUUCACCUUUGUAGCAGUGAAUGCAAAUACUUUCUAGAAGGUACCUCAGAUAGUGUUAAUGAAAAGCUUUACAUUUUACAAGUGUAUAUUAGCGGUCUCCCUUCAGAUUUUAUGCAAAUGGCCAUGUCUCUGUCCACAGUUAAACUAAUGAAAUUGUGUUUGCCUCAAUAAUAAUUAUGUCCUGCUGGUUAGAACAGACCUGUCAGUUUGAAGCUUCUUCCAUUGCUUAAAUGCUGUACUGCACUUAAAAUGAAAAUUGUUUCUUAUUAGCAGUAUAAAACUGCUAUACUUUAUUGUUAUUUUAUUUUUAAAAUGUAAAUGUAGUGGUCGGGAAACAUUGAGGAAAUGGCUGCGUCAGAAUUUUUGUACAGUAACACUAGCUGAAUAUCAAUGCCUUACAAAAGGCAGUCUGAGUUUUUACGUAAAAUUGUUUUCCUUUCUGCAGAUGCCCUUUUCUGGGCAGGCUGCAUUUAUUUUAUUUUAUUUUAUUUUUUUAAGUAAAACCAUUUUCCUUUUACAAUUACAUUAAAGUGCCAAACUCAGCAAUGUGUAAGAUCCAUUGUUGUCAAUGUAUUUUGUGGCAAACUGUCAUAUGUCACUCUUCAUUAUUCAGUGUUCUCCAGAAUUCGUAUACUAAAGAUCCUUAAAGAAAACUCAUUGAAAUGGUUUGCUGCUGUCUUUGUUGAAACUGUAUCUUAGCUUUAGUAAUGCAUUUGAUAAAUGUAAACGUCAAAUUGCUGAACAGUACCUGUGUACUGCAUUUGGUGCAAAUUCUUUAAACCAUUGUAUGUUUGAUGUUACAGUCAUAUUGUAACAUGAGAACAAAAGGUGAUACUUUUAUUAAAAAGGGGUUAUAAAUGGA
This is a messenger RNA of Protopterus annectens (West African lungfish), 5729 nucleotides long. It is a transcript of the gene TBC1D4, whose product is annotated as TBC1 domain family member 4. NCBI's taxonomy places the organism in Eukaryota, Metazoa, Chordata, Ceratodontiformes, Protopteridae. The coding region runs from base 221 to 4060 and encodes 1279 amino acids. The record is from RefSeq and is a predicted model, not a curated record. The transcript is spliced from 21 exons.